ACCAAACGCACAUAGCGGCAACAUCGCGCGUUUGGUCGACGCGACGACUCGAUAUUACGACCUACUUUUACAUUGAUUUUACAAAGUCGCUUGUACGUUAGUCGCCGCGAGUUUGUUGUCGCGUCACGUCGCGCAUAAAUACAAUGUGACAAAAAGCAGGUUGCGUUUAGCGUAAAACACUUGUCGCGUCAAUAAUGACAUCGAAAACAAUUAAAAUUAAUAAGAAAACUUUGUACGAAAUCGUACGCGAAGUACAGAAGCGGCCUUGCCUAUGGAAUACUGAGGAUGAGUACUACAACAAUCGCGCCCGUGUCGCAGUAGCGUGGGAGGAGAUCACUACGAUUUUAAACCUACCAGAACCCCUGAUCCGUGCGAAAUGGAAGAACAUGAGGGACAUAUUCAAAAGGGAGAUGAAGAGGUGCAAAUACAACAUGCAAGGCGAAUUCGAGUACACCGGCAAAUGGCGGCAUUUGAAGCUGAUGUGGUUUUUGCACAAACCCAGAGCAUCCACACCGACUCAGAGUCAACAAGACCAUAGCAAUAGCACCACGGAACCAGAUAUUAAGGAAGAGGUUCCCAUCAUAGUCAACAACAGAGACAUGGAGGAAUCUGACGACAAUAUUAUACCAUUUGAGGGUAGUAAUAUAUUCUCAAUGGAUUUUCAACAACAAGACCCGUUGCCACUGAAACGACGGAAAUCGGAAGACGAUUAUGACUUGAUGUUCCUCAAGUCUUUAGUGCCGUAUUUCAGAGAGUUGGAUCCAGUUAGGAAGUUAAGGAUACGGAAUAGGAUACAGGAUAUAAUUUUGAACGAGAUCAGUGUUCAAGGGAGUAUUGGUACGGCACGGCAGUGAUAUGUUCGGAGACGCGUUGGAUCGUUCGCUGACGACUGUUCCGCUUUGUAAAUAUCGGAUUCAUCGCAUCAAACGGAUUUUUAAUUUUACUGUAGAUAAAAUCCGUUCGAUGCGGAUCAGUGGACGCACUGCGGAUGAAGUCAACUAACCCUUUUUGAGUUUGACAUUGAAAAAUCAUUAGUUAAAUCAUAAACUUAAAUUUUCAACUCAAAUUAUCUGUUUAUUCGGAUUUUAAAGAAAAUAUCUGUCUAUUCUGUAAUUUGUUCCUUUGGGUUUUUUCAAAGAGAAUAUUCGCCGUAAUUACUUUUUCCCUCCAAUUAGAGUUUGUUAGCUUUGGGUCCGAGAAUUCUCCGCCGGACGAGGAUCGAACCCGCGGCCUUUUUACCGCAGAGCUGUUGAGGCUUGAAUAUUUAUUUAGGGCAAUACUACCUCGACUUUUAUUGCUUUUAAUUUAUCAACAUCAGCCUAUUUUUAUUACAAAUCUCUCUCCUAUGGGAAAGUCUGAGUCAAACUGGUUUAGAGAUUUUUUUAUUUAAUGUUGAGUUUUUUAUUUUAUUUUUUACUAGAUUUACUAGAUGACGCCGCGCGUUUCACCCGCGUGGUUCCCGGUCCUGUAGGAAUACGGGGAUAAUAUAUGUAUAGCCUUCCUCGAUAAAUGGGCUAUCUAGCACUAAAAGAAAUUUUCAAAUUGAACCAGUAGUUCCUGAGAUUAACGCGUUCAAACAAACAAACUCUUCAGCUUUAUAAUAUUAGUAUAGAUUAUCUACAAGUUAGCCCUUGAUUACAAUCUCACCUGAUAGUACCUAAGUGAUGAUACAAUCUAAGAAGGAAGCGGGCUUACUACGGUUCGAACGCUGUAGCACGGUGCGGGUGACAGUUCGUUUCACUCUUGAAAGUUAACGAUUCACGAUAACAGUACGUAAUAUAAACAUCAUACAUUACAAACCGACAAAGACGUACCGCCAAGCGAUUUAGCGUUCCGGUACGAUGUCAUGUAGAAACCGAAAGGGGUGUGGAUUUUCAUCCUCCUCCUCAUCGAUACUCCUCCUAACAAGUUAGCCCGCUUCCAUCUUAGAUUAUUGCAUCAUCACUUACCAUCAGGUGAAAUUGUAAUCAAGGGCUAACUUGUAAAGAAAAAAAAAUCUGAAUACGCAUGGUAUUCACUUCCUAUUCUGACACUUAUAGUUUUUUUCAGAAUAAUUAAUAACCUAGUUUGAUACAAGUUAGGAGGAGGGUAGUUUACGACAAGUUGUUACUAACCAGAUGUUUCUUUACUGUUGCUUAAUUAAUAGUUAUACAAAUUGCGUGGCACAUUGCCUCGUUCCGAAAUCACAAUUUUCAAAAUACGUAUUUAGAAGUUUGUUACAAAUUAUCUACUGAGUUAAUGUUAAAGUUAUGUUUUUACCCGGCCGCAGAAGGGUUAUGUUUUAUAUUUUGUUACUAAAGACGUUUAACAAUGUAUAUAGUGUAAUUAUAAACAAUACAUAGAUAUAUAAUAUUGCAAUUAUUGAAAAAUAA
Messenger RNA from Bicyclus anynana (squinting bush brown), 2372 nucleotides. RefSeq lists its product as uncharacterized. Gene Ontology annotation, cellular component: nucleus; transcription regulator complex. The record is from RefSeq and is a predicted model, not a curated record. The coding region runs from base 195 to 854 and encodes 219 amino acids. Lineage: Eukaryota; Metazoa; Arthropoda; Insecta; Lepidoptera; Nymphalidae. Gene Ontology annotation, molecular function: DNA binding. The transcript is spliced from 2 exons. Gene Ontology annotation, biological process: regulation of transcription by RNA polymerase II.